AUGGGUCAGACAAACUCGCACCUCCUGGAAUCCAUCGUCGCACAAUCCAACUUCACACCGCUGGAAGUCGAGCGUCUGCGGAAGCGCUUCAUGAAGCUGGACCGCGACAACUCGGGCUCCAUUUCGCGUGACGAGUUCCUUUCUAUACCUCAAAUAGCCAACAAUCCCUUAGCUCAUCGGUUGAUUGCCAUCUUGGAUAAAGAUGGAGGAGGCGAUGUCGACUUCAGAGAAUUCAUCCUGGGACUCAGCGCAUUCUCGUCAAAGGGGAACAAAGAGGAGAAACUGCGGUUCGCUUUCAAGGUGUAUGAUAUUGACCGAGACGGAUAUAUCUCUAAUGGGGAGUUAUUUGUCGUGUUGAAGAUGAUGGUUGGAGCGAAUUUGAAGGAUAAUCAACUUCAGCAAAUCGUGGACAAAACAAUCAUGGAGGCAGACAAAGACAAGGACGGUCGGAUCAGCUUUGAGGAGUUUGCUCAGAUGGUGGAAAAUACGGACGUGGCUCAUUCCAUGACUCUCGAUUCUUUCUGA
Saitoella complicata NRRL Y-17804 is the source of this 525-nucleotide messenger RNA. RefSeq names its product EF-hand. Gene Ontology annotation, molecular function: calcium ion binding; calcium-dependent protein serine/threonine phosphatase regulator activity. The record is from RefSeq and is a predicted model, not a curated record. The transcript has 2 exons. NCBI's taxonomy places the organism in Eukaryota, Fungi, Ascomycota, Saitoellomycetes, Saitoellales, Saitoellaceae. Bases 1 to 525 code for a protein of 174 amino acids.